Molecule: messenger RNA, 1914 nt
Organism: Paramormyrops kingsleyae
Lineage: Eukaryota; Metazoa; Chordata; Actinopteri; Osteoglossiformes; Mormyridae
Product: glucose-induced degradation protein 8-B homolog
Molecular function (GO): protein binding
Source: RefSeq, a predicted model, not a curated record
CAUCACAAUAAACGUGGUUAACUGGACAUGUUUGAAUGUAUAAUAGUGACAUGAAGUUUAAAGAACAUUAGUAUCUGCGUAUGUGUAUUUUUUAUGUCCUGUGAGUGGUUUUGAAAUAGUUCCUACUCACAAAUUUGGUUCCGCAUUAAUUUUUCAUAUUUUAAUAUUUAGUAACACUCCCCAUUAACGGGCUUGAAUUGGGGGGUCGUAGGCAUUACAGUACGUGAUAAUAAAUAAUUCAGGAUAAGAUGUGAGCUUCAAGCAGACACCCUUCUGGCCAUAAUGCUUGAUAGCAAAGAAAGCUUUCAUAUACCCAGAAAACGGACUUGUAUUUUAGAGGUUUUAGUGAAAUCUAAAAGUCCUACUAAAAAUUAUCCCCUAAUUAUAAAUCUGAAGUACCUAUCCUAUACUGUUAGACUUUCGCCUUUAACAUAACGCGCAUGACACUGCUGAGUAAUGACGUCGGCCCGCCGCGAAAUCCCGUUCCGAUUGCGGAAGACGCCGAAAUAUCGCGGUGUUUCGUCGCCGCGGCCUUGUGCUGGUCCUAGUUGUUCACAGUGUGCAGCACACUUGCAGCAGACUUCAUAAUGAGUUAUGCGGAAAAGCCGGAGGAAGUCACGCAAGGAGAAUGGACGGAGCGGCUCCAUAACGUACAUAUACAAAGAGCUGACAUGAACCGGCUCAUCAUGAAUUACUUGAUUACAGAAGGGUUCAAGGAAGCUGCGGAGAAAUUCAGGAUGGAGUCAGGAAUCGAACCCAGCGUGGACCUGGACUCGCUGGAUGAGAGAAUAAAGAUCCGAGAAAUGAUCCUGAAAGGGCAGAUUCAGGAAGCUGUUGCACUGAUUAACGGCCUUCACCCAGAGCUCCUGGACAGUAAUCGCUAUCUGUACUUUCACCUCCAGCAGCAGCACCUCAUCGAGCUGAUCCGGCUGCGCGAGACAGAGUCUGCACUAGAGUUUGCGCAGAUGCAGCUGGCAGAGCAGGGCGAGGAGAGCCGCGAGUGCCUGACGGAGAUGGAGCGCACAUUGGCCCUGCUGGCUUUCGAUGACCCGCAGGACUCGCCCUUCGGGGACCUGCUCAACGUGAUUCAGCGGCAGAAGGUCUGGAGUGAGGUAAACCAGGCCGUGCUGGAUUACGAAAACAGGGAGUCGACACCCAAACUGGUCAAGCUGCUCAAACUGUUACUGUGGGCUCAGAAUGAACUGGACCAGAAGAAGAUCAAGUAUCCCAAGAUGACCGAUCUGAGCAAGGGGACAACAGAGGAACCGAAAUGAGUGUUGGGGCAGAGCGGCUGCUCCGUGGGAUGGCGAGGACUUUUGAGAUGUUUCUUGCUAUUUAUAAUCAGUCAGUGACUGAGCUGUGUAUAUAGUUUUUGUUUUGUACAUGUGAACGUUUGAUGGUUGAAUCCUUAAACUCUACACCAACCCAAAAUCCCGAAUGUUCAUAUUGUUCAACAAAUUACUCAACACUAUACACUCAAAAACUAUGUGCAUUAUUACUUUAAGCGCCUCUGUUAGGAAUAACUUGAUUACAGUUUUAGAAUCACAGGGUUUUACACAGGAAGGGCAUUUUCAUACAUAUGAGUAUUUUAUACCCAAGUUUGCUCUGUAUUAGCAUUUAGCUUUUGGCUGCUAAUAAGUGUGGCUUGUAACCUAUGAAAAAUGAUUUCUUUGGACACAGCCAUGGCUGCUGGAGCAGUAUCAUUACUUGUUUACAGGAAUCUUUCACACAAUUUCUGAUCGACAGGCAUGUUCUGUUCACCGCUUUGUUGUAAUGGGUGCAAUGUUUUUUUUUCUAGUGAGGUCACUCAAGACCUUUUAAAGUUCUUAUAACUGCCCAAUAAUGUGAUGGAAGUAAAUAUAAAAUAUGUUAGUUUUUUUGAGUACUGUUAUUAAAUAAUUCUUUUGGAAAAAA